Messenger RNA from Saccostrea cuccullata (small rock oyster), 3767 nucleotides. Its product is annotated as dedicator of cytokinesis protein 9-like. Bases 345 to 3752 code for a protein of 1135 amino acids. Lineage: Eukaryota; Metazoa; Mollusca; Bivalvia; Ostreida; Ostreidae. Gene Ontology annotation, molecular function: guanyl-nucleotide exchange factor activity. The transcript is spliced from 30 exons. The record is from RefSeq and is a predicted model, not a curated record. Gene Ontology annotation, biological process: positive regulation of GTPase activity; small GTPase-mediated signal transduction.
CUUUUGAAGAGAGAAAUUGUGGAAUGUCAUAUAGAUUAGUAUUGCCGGGAUUGUCACUUUUAUAUGUGGUGGUGGCGUGCAGAAGGGCCGACUGACAUUUUACGGCUCAGAUUAUGGCCUGGUCUCGCAAAGUCCUACUCUAGCCAAGAGACUUCAGCCUUUGUAGUUAAUUAAUCAACAGUCCAUUGGACUUAUUGUGUGAUUUCAUAAUGCGUUUUCUGCUGGAAUGUAAAUGAACUGUGAUGGAAUUGCUCAGUGGUUGUAUUUUUUGUGAUGCUUGAUUGUUUUGUGAUGGAGAGCUGGAAUGUGUAACUGAAAUGGAACCUUGGUUUGUGUAGCUAGACAUGAAUAAGAAAAAGAAAUUUAUUUUACCUCUGCCACAGAGAUCAAUAUCCAUUGAGGUCAACAACAAUUAUGACUUUUCCAGUCCUGAGAAAGGCAUUGUUAUGGCCAGACCCAAACAAGUAGACCCGGUUGACUAUGAGACUUAUAUCGGUAAGAACAAGAGUAUCCUCCACAAUGACCCCCAGAGGGAGAUGCUCACAUUCCCGUACGAUGACAUCAUCAUUCCGCCCCCAAAUCCACCUAAGAGGAUGCGUACACUGUAUUCCACUGUUCCUGAUUCAGCAUUGGAUGAGGCCAAAGAUUUGUUGCUGCGGCAGUGUAUAAAAUCCUAUACAGACAGUUGUCAUAUUGUCAGGUUCAAGUACAGUGCCUAUGCUGGACGAUAUGAGAAACUACCCAAUAUCAAGAAUACAGACCCUCUACCUCAGCACACAUUUGAGAUUGAUGCUGAACCAGAAGAAAGGGGUGACGAGGACACAAAGAGUUUGACGGCCAGGAUUCAGAAAACAGGCUGGUUGUAUAAAGGUCCAGAUGGAGGCAAAGAGAACAUCAUUAGUUUUACAAGGCAAUUCAAGAAGAGAUACUUUAUACUAAAGCAAGAGUCAGACUUCACAUACAGCUUACAGUUCUACAAAGAUGAGCGGAAAACAGAUGCCAAAGGAGCCAUAUUUCUGGACCUGGCAACUGAAGCUAGGCCAAACUCUAAGAGAGGGAAGCACUGUUUUGAAGUGGUCCUCACCAAUGACCGCCCCCCGUAUGUGUUCGCUGCGGAAUCAGAAACAGAGAUGAAUGAUUGGAUCAGAGUAUUGAACAAAGCAAUAAACGCUGCAGAAACUGCAUCUAAUGUGUCUAUGGAAAGGAAUAGAGAGGAAGUUCAAACUCCUGACAAGUCUGGAGAAAAAGCAGAAAUUAGCAUGCAUCCAGAGUUAGUGAAGUACAACAGAGAAAGUGAUUUGAUGUUAACAAAGGCUCGAGAAGAAAACAGGCACAAUCUAUUUCGAGUUUAUCCAGGCAUUAGGUUCCACUUUGAUGAGGACGAUGAGGAGGAAGAUGAGAAUCAGGAGGACAUUGAGGUGUUCCCGGCCACAGUGUGUGACCACUACCUGAUGAGACUGGUGGACUUCAAGCUUAAAACACAGGUCAAUCUGGCAGAGGAGGGGCUCGGACAGAAGUUCGCAAAUCCCGAGCCCUUCUUUCUGAGUUUUGCUUUGUACGAUGCCAAAGAAGGAAAGAAGAUUUCGGAGGAUUUCUACAUAGACCCCAAUGAGAAGGAGAUCAGACAGAUGGUCCCUGAUGAUGUCUUGUUAGCGUCAGACAAACUCCACUCUGUAGAGGGCAGGAAUACCUCCCCAAAUCUCCACGACUUGUCAGAGGAGUGGCUGCUUAAAAAAGACAGACAUGGUGUGUUCUCGGUGACUUCCUGCCAUGCUGAGGUGUACUUGUUUGUGAGGGUAGAGAAGGUCCUCCAGGGCUCCCUAUCCCAGGCUUGUGACCAGUACCUCAAGGCCCCCUCUGGUAACAAAGUCUACAAACAGAUGAGGCAGUUCUGUUCACAGAUCGGACAUCACAGAAUGCCAUUUGGAUGGGCUGCAAGACAAUUGAUCAUUGAAACAAAUGGUCCAGCAGAAUUAAAAAUUUACAGACAAGAUCCCUCAAAGUUUUCAGAACAGGAAGUUAUCAAAGUUCUUCAGGACUUAAAAAAGCCUGAAAAACAAGGAAAACUUCAAGAGAUCCCAGGGUGCUUAAAAAUUACAAUUCACAAAACAAACCCAGAUCAGCCCUUACAAAAUACUUUGACUUCCUCUCUAGUGCCAAUUAAACCAUUCCCCAUCCCCCCGCCUGACCCCCCAGCUAUAGAAGUGGAACAGUUUGUCCUAGAUAGGGCAUCAUUCUGUGAUACAUUUGACUCUUAUGUAAAUCAUCUUUAUGUUUAUCCCAUGAACCUUAGAUAUGAACACCAAAAAUCAUUCACAAAGGCAAGAAAUAUUGCAUGUUGUGUGGAGAUCAGAGAUUCAGAUGAUGAAAAUGCAAUUCCAUUGAAGCGUAUAUAUGCUCGCCCAGAAGUAGGUGUGUUCACUACUGUUGCUAGUGCCACUGUUCUCCAUCAUAACACUUCACCAGACUUCCUAGAGGAGGUGAAGAUAGCUCUUCCCAUACAGUUGCAUGAUAAACAUCAUAUAUUAUUCCGCUUCUAUCAUGUUAGUUGUGAAGGCUCAAAGUCUAAUCGUAGUUCAGCAUCUUCCAUUAAAAAACGAGACAAUAUAGAGACACCUGUAGGAUUCGCUUGGCUUCCUCUUCUGUCCCAGGGCAGAGUAUCAGUAGGGGAACAGAGUAUACAAGUGGCAGCCUGUACUUCAUUACCUAAAGACUACCUCAGUGCUAGAUCUCCAGACAGAUCAAUUCCAGCACCAGAAAUCAAAUGGGUGGAUAAUGGCAAACCAAUCUUUAAAGUCAAAGUCCAUCUACAAUCCACUGUAUACACAAAGGAUCAACAUUUACACAACUUUUUUUACCACUGCCAAAAGAUAGAAAAUGCAUUAAUGCCUGGAACAGAUGUGGAUAGCUUAAAUAAAAUUAAGCUUGACAAGCCUACCAUGGAUUUGGAGAAAACCUUUCUAUCAAAUUCAGCCAAGUCUCUGCACGCUGUUGAUGUACUGACUUAUGUCCAGUUCUUGCCGACGGUGUUAAAUCAGCUGUUUUCCCUCCUUGUUAAGACCAUCAGUGACGACGUGGCCCUCAAUGCUGUCAAAGUUUUGAUUCACAUUGUCACUGAGGUGUCCCUAGCUGAUAAACAAGAUGCUCUUAAAAGUUAUGUCAAGUAUGUGUUUAACCCUGACCCCAUUCCAAAAGGCAGUAAAAAUGUCCACACAGUGCAUGAGGAGCUGGCCAAAAACCUGACCACUAUCCUCCGACCGGCCAACGCUGACAAUGUAGUGGUCUGCAAGUUCCUCAAGUACUCCUGGUUCUUCUUUGAGAUCCUCAUUAAGAGCAUGGCUCUCUACCUCAUAGGCACAGACAGAAUCAAGAUGCCAAGGAAUGAGAGAUUUACAUCUGAUUAUCAGUUCAGAAUACAAAACCUGCUUCAAACACUGACUCCCAAUAUCAUCCAGAAACAAAGAGAGAUGCCUAGAGAGACAAAGAUGGCCAAUCAAAGUUUAGCCAAGUUUGUGAAGAGUUGCUUUACAUUGAUGGAUAGAGGAUUUGUGUUUAAGAACAUUGCGUCUUAUGUAGAACAAUUUGGUCCAGGGGAUUCCAAGUCUCUGUAUGAUCUGAAGUUUGAGUUUCUGUGUGAGGUUUGUUCACACGAGCACUAUAUUCCCCUCUGUCUUCCAAUCAUGAGGAAAGGCAUGAUUAAGUCCUUCAAAGACAUCAAAUUAGAAGGUAACUUUAUAUACCAUUUCUUUUAGAAUGCAGGUCUUUAA